GUAAACAAAUACACAUACAUAAUAGUAAACUAUUAGGUUUUCUCAAAGGGUUUUCUGUAUAAUAAAAGCUCCUGUAUUGUAAUACAAUGAAGUAUUCGAUGACAAUAGGCAAAAAGGGAAAUUAUUUUGUAGCCAUAACGUAGAUACGUAUUGUGUUUGUGUGGUGUAUCAAAAUAAAUAAGCUACAGGUCAAGGUUCCAGAUGCCAGAAUUGACGGUGACAUCGGAAAUAUAUGAGGAGUAUGAUUAUAGAACUAAAAUAUCACCAAGCACUGAAGGAAAUGUGAUAUCAGAGUUCCCAUUCCUGUUGCCGCCGUUACGAAGCAAUGCAACUUUUGAUGACGAUGAUGAUCUGGACAUAGAGAGGCCACUGAAAGAAGUUAUCAGAAUAGAGCACAGUUCGAAAACGAAAAUAGCGCUGGUUGGCUUACAAGUAUGGCGGGGCGCUUUCCUACUCGGUGAUUGGUUGAUACACCUAGGCUUGAAAGGCGAGCUAGUCAAUAGGAGCGUUCUAGAACUCGGCGCGGGAACUGGACUCACUAGCUUUGUUGCUGCUUUAUAUGCUAAGAAGGUUGUAUGUACAGAUAUUGAUGUCGGCGGUAUCCUAGAACUUAUAAAAUUAAAUGCGAAGUACAAUAAGAAGUUUAUAAAGUCUCAGUUCAAAGUGAUGCCUCUGGAUUUCACUGAGACUACUUGGAGUUCUUCAUUGUUAAGCGAAAUUAAACAAGCUAGCAUUAUUAUAGCUGCUGAUGUAAUUUACGAUGAUGACAUCACAGCGGCUUUUGUGUCAACCAUCCAGAAGAUUCUCAACACAGAACCACCGAAAACUUUAUACAUGGUGUUAGAAAAGCGAUAUGUGUUCACGAUAGAGCACCUCGACUCCGUCGCGCCCUGCUACGAGACAUUCCUCUCUCUCAUCGACAAAGUCAAGACAGAGAACCCACAUUCCACCUGGAAGCUAGAACUACUGCCUCUAGACUUCCCCAAGUAUUUCACAUACGAUCGCGUCAAAGACCUAGUUCUAUGGAAGAUAUCUUCCACGCCUAAUUAAUUAAUUAAUCUAAAACAAUUUAGCACAAUUAAAUUCUUAUUUUUGAUGAUAAA
Helicoverpa armigera (cotton bollworm) is the source of this 1103-nucleotide messenger RNA. Its product is annotated as methyltransferase-like protein 22. The coding region runs from base 202 to 1050 and encodes 282 amino acids. Gene Ontology annotation, biological process: protein methylation. The transcript is spliced from 6 exons. The record is from RefSeq and is a predicted model, not a curated record. Gene Ontology annotation, molecular function: protein methyltransferase activity. Lineage: Eukaryota; Metazoa; Arthropoda; Insecta; Lepidoptera; Noctuidae. Gene Ontology annotation, cellular component: nucleus.